AUGCCGAUGACCGUGUCUCUACUUCUGAGGCUGCCAAACAAUCUGCAUCACCGGAUGCUUGGACAAGUUGAUUUUAUUAAUGGGGGGCCCUCCAUGCCAGGAUAUAACUCUGGUGUCAAUAACACUGGAGAUUUGGAGACGCGUCAUGGAGACAUGGGCCUAAUUGCAUGGGACGUGCUCCUUCCAUCUGGGGCAAUCAUCCCUAGAUACUUCAAGCAUCAUGAUCCUCAAUGGUUUUAUCUUCAUAUCUCGAUCCAGAUUGUGGGUUUUCUUCCGGGUCUUGCUACUGUCGUCGCAGGAAGGACACUCUACAAUGGACUGGAGUCUUAUCGCAUUCCCAAAUUCAAGAUUCACAGACCCCUCGGAUCCUUGGUGUUUUUCCUUGGCAUUCUUCAGGUAAUGGCAUUGAUUCUAAGGCCGGACAAGACAUCCAAACAGCGCAAGUACUGGAACUAG
Messenger RNA from Vitis riparia (riverbank grape), 456 nucleotides. RefSeq names its product cytochrome b561 and DOMON domain-containing protein At3g61750-like. The record is from RefSeq and is a predicted model, not a curated record. The transcript has 3 exons. Bases 1 to 456 code for a protein of 151 amino acids. NCBI's taxonomy places the organism in Eukaryota, Viridiplantae, Streptophyta, Magnoliopsida, Vitales, Vitaceae.